GCGAAGCGUCCGAUGUGAAGUUGCAGUGUUUAUAAAUGCACCGAUUCAGGCGUGAAUACGUAUUGUAGCACAUUUAUACAAGUACAUAAUCGAAAAUUUGGAAUUAAAAUGUAUUUAAAUACCAAUUAUGUAGUGUGUAUGGUAUUAUUUAUGGUUAAAAACGAGCUCUAAAUAGUAAAGCGGGAUUUUCAAAUCAACACCAAAUAUAUUGGACACAGAUAUAAAUGGAGCAUGUUAGACCCUUUUCACCAAUUCUGCAUUUGGAUUUAAAUAAUUUAAACUCUCCAGAGGCUGAAGACAGCAGAUAUGUUUUGACAAGUCCACGAUCACUUGAAUCCUGUGCAAGAUUGGGAGUGAAACCUGUUGAUUUGCUGUUCAAAUCAUUAACAGAGUUCAUCGAUGAAAACCAAGGCUCCUCUUUGGAAGUAGUGACCGAUUUAUACGAGGAAUAUGAGAAAGGCAGAAGAGAUCGACUGAGUUUAUGUCGAGAUGAAAGACAGAGAAUCAUUCAAGAGGGAAGGGCUAUAAAAUCAUCCAUAAAACCAUUCACAACCCUGGAAACUGUUCUAGAACAAAUGGAUGAGAGUCAAAGAACAGGAAAGACUCAGUUCAGCGGUGACCGUAUUCAUUCGAAAUCUGCGAUUUCGGUUAUUGACGCGUUUCAAAGCCCGUCCAAUGAGGUUAAAACCAAAUGUGGUACAAAAUGUCCCUUUAGCUUUAGUCUUGGCGACCUCAGGGGUCCUGCAACGGAGCAAAAACUGAAGAAACUUUCGCAAGAAGUGAGUCGCAAACUGAGCAUCGCCAUCCCCGAAAAAGAUCGCAAGAUCGCCGCACUGAUGCUAGCCAAGUACGAAGAGGAGCAGUUUCGUUUACGCCAGAGUUUGUUUGAGGAGCAACAUCGUGAGGAGGAGCAGAGGCAAGAGGAGGUAUGGCGAGCUCAAGUGGAGCAAAAGAGGAGAAGAGAACUUCUGCGACGAAUUCGCCGCUGGCAGGAGGACUUUGAAGCGCGGAGGAGGCAGCGCGAGGAGGAGCAGGCGGCGCUUGCCGAGGAGCGCGAGUGCGAGACACGUCAGCAGGAGGAGCGCUGGAGGAGACUCGCGGAGGAGCAACAAGCUCAACGGCGGAGCAAGCGAGAAGCGGCGAGCAGGGAGGCCAAAGAGCGCAAACGCUACCAGGAGAGGCUUCUGAAGGAGAAGGAGAGCGGAGAGGAGGCGCAGAAACAGAAGGAGGUGCAAGUGGCGCAUGAAAAGGAGCAGCUUGCGCUGAGGAGUAAGCGCAGAAAGGAAAAACGAGAUAGGAGGAGGCUCAAGCAAGAGAACCAGAGGGAGCUACUCAAGCACCUCCUCCUAAAAAAGGAGGUGGAGGAGCAGGAGCGCGCAGAGAAGGAACUAAAGCGUAAAGGGCUGGAACAGAAGCUCCGACGCUCCAAGGUGAACCAUGCGUUGGUGGUGGAGGCGCGGGUGCAGGACAUGCGAGAUCGUGCUGCAAGAGAGGAGGAACAGAUGCGGAUGGUGCGGCAGCGAGUGGGGCAGGAGAUUAGAGAUUGGUUGGAACAAAAACAGACAUUGGUGCAACGGUGCCAGAUGCGGAUGCAACGCGCUGCGCUGCUGGCUCAGGAGCAGUGCCACGACAGGGCUCAACGUGCCAGGCAGGAGAACCAGGAAAAGGAGUUCAGCCAUCGCAGGCUUAGAGAAAGAGUCCUGAAAGAGGAGAAAGCGCAAUGGGAGCAGAGGUGCAAAGCUGUGGCGCGAAAGGAACAGCGCAGGGAGAAGCUGUUGAAAGAGAGGGCGGAGGCGCAGGAGAGGGGCCGGAUGGUGGGGCAUGCGUCCAGCUACAUGAGGGAGAAGGUGAGGGAGCAGACCUGCCGUCGCACCUUUGACCAGAUGGCACGAGAAGCCGAGUUGACUGCUCACCUGGGCCGCUUUAAACUAUGAAUGCAAUGAAAAAAAAAUCCACCACAUCCUCCCGUGGACCUUCUAAAAGCCUGAGUGGAAACAGCAAAAGCAACUCUGAUUCUUUGUUUUAAAGGAAUAGCUCAAGAGAGACGGAGAUAAGCUUGCUUGUAUCAGAGGAUAAGGAAUAUUUUGCGUUCCAUUCAAGUUAAGCUCAGUCGUCAGCAUUUGUGGCAUAAUGUUGAUUAUCACACAUAUUUUUUUUUGACUCCUUUUCUUUAAAAAAAAAUAAAUAAAAAAGCAAAAAUCUGGGUUACAGUGAGUCAUUUACAAUGGAAGUGAAUGGGGUCAAUCUGUAAACGUAAAAGUACUCACUUUCAAAAGUAUAGCUACAAGUCGUAAACCAUAUGAGUAACAUGAUUUUAGUGUGAUUUAUUGCUUACUAACCUAUUCUGUGUAAAGUUAUAGCCGAUUUUACGACUUUGUUGCCAUGACGAUGUAACAUCCUAAAAAUGUAAUCCUAGCAAAUCCUAAAACGACCGUAAAAAUGACAAUUAAAACAAUUUUACAGCCCAAAUAAUGCACACAUUUUAACAGAAGAAUUAAUGUAAGCGCUUUUAUAAAAUUAUAAGCUUCACAUUUCUGCCUUUAAACCCUCUAAAAAUUGGCCCCAUUCACUUCCAUUGUAAGUGCCUCACUGUAACCUUGAUUUUGUUUUAGGAGGGAUGAGUAGAAAUCAAUUUUUGUGGUAAUCAACAUUAUGCCACAAAUGCUGUCGACUGAGCUCAACUUGUAUUGCAUCUAAAUGCAGCUUUACUGCUCUAUCUCAUUGUAUAAUUUCUGAAGUACUGGACAAUAGAGAACCAAAGUCAGUUUUACAAUGCAGGGUAUUUUUCAUAUUUGUGUAUGUUUACAGUGUUUCUAUAAGAUUUAAAAAACUUUUGGACUGCAUUAAAAACAUGUUUAAAGCAUGACACACAAGCUUAAAGAAUGUUCUAAUAGUGCAGAAGAGUAUUUAUGAACAAUGUUUAUCUCAAAAUAAAAUUUUUCAUAUGAUCUAUUAUAUGUAGGACAAUAAGAGCGAAUACUUCUUAGUAGAGAAUAGCUCACUAGGAUCCUAGCUCACAAGGAAUGAAUAUUAAUAUUUAAAUGCAUACUUUUCCAUCUCAUAUCAUUUCAGAAGUAUUAGACAAUGAAGAACCAGUGUCAGUUUUUAUUAUAAAGAAAAAGCAGGGUAUUUAGUAUUUUAUAUAUGAUGUUUACAAGUGUUUCUAUAGGUAUUACUAAGCCUGACAACCAGAAAGCUUUUAGUCUGCAUCAAAAAAGACCAAAAACAUGUUUAAAGCAUGACACACAAGCUUGAAGAAUGUUCAAACAGUGCAGAAGAGUAUUUGUGAAUAGUGUUAAAAGACAAAUAAUGUGACUUUUAAAAGAAUUUGUAUUAUUAAUAAAGUUUUGGAAUAUU
Myxocyprinus asiaticus (Chinese sucker) is the source of this 3357-nucleotide messenger RNA. Its product is annotated as coiled-coil domain-containing protein 177. Lineage: Eukaryota; Metazoa; Chordata; Actinopteri; Cypriniformes; Catostomidae. The transcript has a single exon. The coding region runs from base 225 to 1934 and encodes 569 amino acids. The record is from RefSeq and is a predicted model, not a curated record.